Molecule: messenger RNA, 1587 nt
Organism: Aspergillus bombycis
Lineage: Eukaryota; Fungi; Ascomycota; Eurotiomycetes; Eurotiales; Aspergillaceae
Product: isocyanide synthase family protein
Exons: 2
Coding region: 1-1587 (528 amino acids)
Source: RefSeq, a predicted model, not a curated record
AUGGCGAGAACGAGCGUCAUGCAGAGAGCAGCUGCAAUGCCCUCAAUCCAUGAAAGGGCGCUGGGAGUGUAUGUACGAACUCCUGACGGUGGUCUCAUCCGUUGCGUGGGACUGCAUUCGCAAUGGAUCCAAUAUACCUGGUCAGCAAUCCGAUCGACAGUUAUAGCUACACGCCCAAGUCUGGAUCAUUGCCUUAAGGUUUGCCUACCUGGCAAUGAUGACGACUUUGGAUUGCAGGAAGUCGACAUCUACGAAAGACAAAGAGCGAAUACGGAGAGUAUCGUCGGUUUCAUGCUCAAACCUGCUCUACCGGGUUGGACGAUUGGCACAAUGUCGAUAGAUCAGCUCUUUGCAGAACUUAUAUUAGACCGUAUCGAUAUCACUGCGACCACUCUUCCAGCAGUAACCGAGCCUUCGGUAGACUUAACAAUUGAACAGAUCGUCAAUCUGUUCGACAAAGAGCUCCGGUAUUGCGUGCAGAAUGAUCAAUGGGAAGCUCAGGGUCGAAGUUACUUUGCAGAAAAAGUGCGUUUUUUUGUACGUCAUAGUUCCACAUUGCAACUGUGCCUUCCGGCGUUUCCAUGCAAGUCAUCGAAUCUUGACAAGGUCAUCGGUGUCCUCCCAGACAGGGGCGAGGAAAUUGCAUUGCGCCGACUGCAUGCAUUUGCACAUCAAGUCGAACAAAUAUAUCCACCUGGAGCUAAAAUCUUAAUCAUCAGUGAUGGUCACGUCUUUAGCGACUGCAUCGGCGUUGACGAUGAGACAGUAGAUAAAUAUGGUGAACAUCUCAAAGUGCUCAAUCAAGCCAUCUCUCUAGCCAUGGGUGAAGAAAAUGAGCGAGUUCAGUUUCAAUCCCUUGUUGACUUGUUCAAUCUGAGAUCGGUCUCACCUCUGACUUCCCCGAUUGCUGUCGGAAUGCUGGAUCUCCCCGAACUGCAACAUUACCUCGCCACAAAUCUCGACAACAUCGCUGAAUUGUGUCGUCGAAUUCUAGUAGCCGGCUGUCAGCCUUCUGAAGAGAGUCUUCGUACACAAAUCAAAUCCGGGGACGAGUCUACUUUAGCUUUGUAUCGUGGGUUUUCGCGAUUCAUGCUCCAGGAUUUAGAUCGACAUCCACUCACACAGUCGCAGUCGCGCUCUCAACGAAAGAAGCUUGCAGCUAAAGUCUCCUUCGAGAUGAUCUUGCGAAAUCAAGCAUAUUCCAAUCUGAUUGAGCUGAUAUUCCCGGAUUGUCUACGCCUGUCAAUCCAUGCCCACAAUAACUCCGGCCCUAAGUUCGGGGUCAGACUAUUUGACACUGCGACGGUACGCGCCAUUGGCCAACUAGAUUCAAUCGGUAGUGGUGGUAUCAAAACUGAUGAAGGUGUUGUGACUGCAUCGCAUCUUCUUCAUAUACCAACGCCGUGGCACAAUUGUGUCGUUGAAAUUGCCGGCGAUCCCAAGCUCUACAUCGUCAAAUACGGUGUUGUCAAGGAGGGUUCAUUCAUUCCAAAGUACAGCUCUGACCUCAUCAGGGGGGAUCUUGCAAAGGGUGAAGGUGCUUUUGUAUCGUUGAGAAGACCCGUGGAUUCAGUCAGCACAACGUAG